Molecule: messenger RNA, 1419 nt
Organism: Fusarium proliferatum ET1
Lineage: Eukaryota; Fungi; Ascomycota; Sordariomycetes; Hypocreales; Nectriaceae
Exons: 3
Coding region: 1-1419 (472 amino acids)
Biological process (GO): DNA replication initiation; DNA replication
Cellular component (GO): nucleus; nuclear origin of replication recognition complex
Molecular function (GO): DNA replication origin binding
Source: RefSeq, a predicted model, not a curated record
AUGGCUUCCCUGUUUGGUCUUCCGGACGAGGUCAUAUUAGCCCCCUUAUUCGAAUCAUUUCCUUGUCGAGAGCAUCAAAUCCGCUCCCUAGCAACGCUGCUGCAUCCCAAUGCAGCUCCUUGUCGAAACCUCGUUAUCCACGGUGCAACGGCUACAGGCAAAUCCGCCAUCACCUCUCAACUUGUCUCCGAUCUCGUCACCAGUAUUAAUAGCGAUGAUACCUCAGGGGGUCUGCAAGCUGCUGUCGUCAACUCUGUACAAUGCAUCACAGGACGACAUCUCUUCGAGCGCAUAGUUGGUCAGGUUGCUGAGGCGCUGCAGUGGGAGGAAGUGCCUCGGCGAUGCGAAACACUGGCGCAAUUGACGGUUGAGAUGGUCAAGAUGGUUCAGUAUCCAAAGAGGGAUGCGAGGUGGCGUUUUAUCUUGGUGCUGGAUGCCAUUGAUCGACAAAGAGAUGCCCCGGCCACAUUGUUACCGGCUCUGGCGAGGUUAUCAGAAAUUAUUCCAUGUCUCACCUGCGUCUUCAUAGUCACAUCUCCGCCCGCUGGCUUCCUACGGUCACCUUCGUCAGCGCAUCUUCUUUUUCCUCCCUACGAAAAGAAGGGCUUCGUUCGCAUCCUCUCGCUCACGCCACCGAAAUCAAUUGCUACAUGCACGCAGCAAGAAACCACCGAUCUUUGGACUCGAUUCUGCGCCGCCGUUUACGACUCCCUCACAAAAUCAGCGUCUCGCACACUGCCAUCGUUUAAGCACAGCUGUCAUGCGCUUUGGCCGCGCUUCACAGCCCCCAUUCUAGCGGGAACACAUCUGCCGAAAGAGUUCUCGAAGCUGCUAAUAGCAGGAAGAGUGCAUUUCCAAGAUGAGUCUUUGCUCAACCCAAGCAUUGUCUCUAUUCGCCCAAAAAACAACCCUCUUGAAGCCGUCGGAACCAAAACUACAGCCUCAGCAACCGAUCUCACGAACCUCCUCCCUACGACAGCUCGUCUCCUGCUGCUAUCAGCUUAUCUCGCCUCCCACAAUGCAACCCGUCAUGAUCUCACACUCUUCUCGACAUAUCAUCUUGGCCGCAAGCGCCGCCGAGGAGGUAUCGUCGCUCGGGGAGCCACACGGACCAAGCAUCGCAAGAUCGCCCGCAAACUCCUUGGUGCACACGCCUUUGUCCUCGAGCGCAUGAUGGCUAUCUUUGCCGCUGUACGAAAUGAAUGGGCAGAUGGCACUGCCGUAGGCGCAGCCGGCCUCGAUGCAGAUGUAGCCGUGGCUGUAUCGACGCUUGCGAGCUUAAGACUGUUGACACGAGUAGGAGGCGCAGGAGAUGUCAUGGAUCGAGGAGGCAAGUGGAGGAUCAAUGUUGCAUGGGAGGUGAUACGAGGAAUAGGGAGAAGUAUAGGCGUCGAAGUUGAAGAAUGGCUAAUAGAUUAA